UUUAUUUAUUUUGUAUUAUUUUUAACCGGUGGAGGCGGCGUGAUCACGGAGAAUGAGACUGAGCGAAGCUGCCAGGGUUUGGGGGAGGAUAAAGCUGAGUUUAGGCUGGAAACUAAAAGACUAGAUUGUUUUUUGGUCCAACUUGCCCGGUUCCUCUCCACUUGCUUUAGUUUCGCUCCAUGGACAGAUCAACAAACCUGGACAUCGAGGAGCUCAAGAUGACACGAGAACAAUACAUACUAGCAACACAACAGAAUAAUUUGCCAAGGGCUGAGAAUGCACAACUGUACCCAGUGGGAAUUUAUGGAUGGCGAAAGAGGUGCUUAUACUUCUUUGUCCUUCUGCUGUUGGUUACCAUGAUAGUUAACUUAGCCAUGACAAUAUGGAUAUUGAAAGUUAUGAAUUUCACUGUGGAUGGUAUGGGAAAUCUGAGAGUCACCAAGAAGGGAAUCCGACUUGAAGGUAUAUCUGAGUUUCUCCUUCCAUUGUAUGUGAAAGAAAUUCAUUCCCGAAAGGAUAGUCCACUGGUCUUACAGUCUGACAGGAAUGUAACAGUGAAUGCAAGAAAUCACAUGGGGCAGUUAACUGGACAGCUGACAGUAGGAGCUGAUGCUGUGGAAGCUCAGUGUAAAAGAUUUGAAGUGAGAGCGAGUGAAGAUGGCAGGGUGCUGUUUUCUGCAGAUGAAGAUGAGAUUACCAUUGGGGCUGAAAAGCUGAAAGUUACAGGCACUGAAGGAGCGGUAUUCGGGCACUCUGUCGAGACACCUCACAUCAGAGCAGAGCCUUCCCAAGACCUCAGGCUUGAAUCACCAACCAGGUCCUUGAUCAUGGAAGCUCCUCGAGGGGUCCAGGUGAGUGCUGCUGCAGGAGACUUCAAGGCCACUUGCAGGAAGGAGCUCCAUUUGCAGUCGACAGAGGGGGAGAUAUUUUUGAAUGCAGAUACAAUCCGGCUGGGAAACCUACCGACGGGCUCCGUUUCAUCUUCUUCACCUAGCUCCUCAAAUGCUCGACAGACAGUGCAUGAGCUGUGUGUCUGCCCUAACGGCAGACUGUACCUUUCUCCAGCGGGAGUAGGUUCUACUUGUCAGUCCAGUAGCAACAUCUGCUUGUGGAACUGAAGGGACUGAUUUCUCCUCACACCAGAAUAGCCUUUUGUUCCUGUCCGUCUGCUUCACAGGUCUGCUCGGUUUCCCUUGUGAUCAGUCCAGAGCUUCUUCAAAUGGUCCACGGAGCAACUUCUUCCAG
Molecule: messenger RNA, 1245 nt
Organism: Ceratotherium simum simum (southern white rhinoceros)
Lineage: Eukaryota; Metazoa; Chordata; Mammalia; Perissodactyla; Rhinocerotidae
Source: RefSeq, a predicted model, not a curated record